AGAGAGAGAGAGAGAGAGAGAGAGAGAGAGAGAGAGCGCACAUUCAACACACUGAACAAGCAGUCACCCCAGGAAUCACAUUGUUAUCCAUCACACCUAUUUUUUUCCAGGACAAGUAGAUGUGAGCAGUGUGCACAUAUUGACAGAUGAGAGUAGCCUAAAUAAAAAAAAGCCUUGUGAGACAAGCUGCUUGAUUUUCGAGGGUGGAUAUCAGCUUGUUGGCCAACGGUCCGCUGGAGAAACAAGUGUUACCAUGGAAACUAUUCUGCUCUUCCUCUCUUCACUCCUGGUGUGUGUGGCUGCUGUGGCAGACCCGAGUGCACAGGAUGGCAAGGAGACAGUUGAAAACCCAUUUAAUUAUGAUUAUGAGAGUCUGAGGAUUGGGGGAUUGGCAUUGGCCGUGGUGCUGUUCACACUGGGCAUUCUUCUCAUCCUUAGUCGACGAUGCCGCUGCAGUAUCAACCAGAAGCCCAGGGCCCCCGGAGACGAGGAGGCAAAGGAUGAGAACCUGAUUGUCUCCAAGGCUGCAGAGCCUGUCAAAGAGACUCCAGCAGAGAACUGAGGGAACUCCACCGGACCGAGCUGCCUUCUGAUGUGAUGAUCAGUUUUAUUUGAUAUGAACCCACCAUAACAGUGAAGAAAUGGAUAAAUAUUAUGAAUGGUUAUAUGACAGGGUAAGAGGGUAUACGUGUAGAGGUGUGAUAUGUACAUAAUUCUUGUUCCCUAAAGACAAACCUUUAGCCCACUGUGCUCCGUUGUGACCGUGCUUGUCCAUCAGUGCUCUUGUCCGUUUCUGUGCCUUUCUGUGACAGUCUCUUACUCCAGUUCUAUGUCUUAGCCAGUAGCACCUUUGACACAAGAUUGUCUUUUAAGCUCUAGAAGAUGUUUAAAUGUUGUGUGCUCUGCUGUUCUCUGUUUUAUACUUCUAUUUAUUGCCUUUAGGUUUUAGGAUUUGUCAAUUUGUUGUUUAUUUUGUCAAUUGUCCUGGAUAAUGUUUGUUAAAUUUGGAUUAUAACAUAUAUGCCUAUAUACUGUAUACAUGUAUAAGUAUAUAUAUAUAUAUAUAUCUAUAUAUAUAAACAGAUAGUUUACAGAUAAGAUAUACAGUUAAAUAUCCUUAAUUUAGGUCUACGUUUGAAUGGUUGGGUGUGUUUGCAUGCACAUAUGUGUGUGCAUAUCCUGUAUAUAUAUGAUUGUGUAUAUCACAAGUGCAUGUGUAUAUAUACAUGUAAAUGUGAUGAGCCUUAUAUAAGACAAUCUCAACUGCCACAGCUCUCUGACCGAGCACAGGAAUGGUUCGCAGGGAUCAGCAUGAGCUCCUUCACCGCAACAUUUUACCAUCUAUAGUGGAGGGAGCUCCUGCAUCAGCUGUCUCACUGCCUUCUUCUCCACACAUCCACCCCACUGCUCCGUCACUGGCUCCACCAGGAUUAGCUAGUCUCCAACAGACUAUGAUUAGUUUCCCCAUAAACACUCACUACUGCCGCAAAGCUAUGAAGCCUGGGUCUCUUUGUUGUUUGUUUAUUAAAUUGCUUGCUCAGGCUCUCUGAUGCCGUGAUGCUUUAAAUGGCCAUACAUGUAGUACAUUUCUGUGGGUGCUGAGAUUGAGAGAAGUGAAAAUUUAAAAAGACUACAUUAAUAGUAGCCUAAGUAAAAUCAUAGCGAGGGAACAAAUGAACAACCCUUGUUGUAAAUCUCCAGUCAGGUCAGGCUUUCACCAAUCUUAAGUGUUUUAAAGACGAAGGUUGUACAAGUAAAUGCUUGUUUAAUUUGACGUGUGAGGCCUUGUUGUGUAGCCACCUGUUGUGCUUUUGACAUAAAUAAAUAAAAGAAUGUCUGAACACACGUAA
This is a messenger RNA of Cottoperca gobio, 1850 nucleotides long. It is a transcript of the gene fxyd6, whose product is annotated as FXYD domain containing ion transport regulator 6. The transcript has 8 exons. Gene Ontology annotation, molecular function: sodium channel regulator activity. The coding region runs from base 254 to 562 and encodes 102 amino acids. NCBI's taxonomy places the organism in Eukaryota, Metazoa, Chordata, Actinopteri, Perciformes, Bovichtidae. Gene Ontology annotation, cellular component: membrane. Gene Ontology annotation, biological process: regulation of sodium ion transmembrane transporter activity. The record is from RefSeq and is a predicted model, not a curated record.